Messenger RNA from Thecamonas trahens ATCC 50062, 3279 nucleotides. Its product is annotated as ULK protein kinase. The coding region runs from base 1 to 3279 and encodes 1092 amino acids. Gene Ontology annotation, biological process: protein phosphorylation. The transcript has 2 exons. The record is from RefSeq and is a predicted model, not a curated record. NCBI's taxonomy places the organism in Eukaryota, Apusomonadida, Apusomonadidae. Gene Ontology annotation, cellular component: cytoplasm. Gene Ontology annotation, molecular function: ATP binding; protein binding; protein kinase activity.
AUGUCCGACUAUCACGUGGUGGAGCUCAUCGGUGAGGGCUCGUUCGGCAAGGUCUACAAGGGCCGCAAGGCAUACUCGGCGGUCACGGUGGCGCUCAAGUUCAUUCCAAAGUUUGGCAAGUCGGCAAGCGAGCUGGAGGCGUUGCGGCAAGAGAUCUCCAUCCUCAAGGGCCUCGAGCAUCCAAGCAUCAUCGGCAUGCUUGAUUCGUUCGAGACCUCGUCCGAGUUCUGCGUGGUGACCGAGUACGCCGAGGGUGAGCUGUUCCAGAUUCUGGAGGACGAUGGGAAGCUGCCAGAGGUUCAGGUCCAGGUCCUCGCCCGCCAGCUCACCGAUGCUCUGCAGUAUCUCCACGCUCAUCGCGUCAUCCACCGCGACAUGAAACCGCAGAACAUCCUCGUCACCUCGGACGGCCGCAUCAAGCUCUGCGACUUUGGCUUUGCCCGCUCCAUGUCGGCCUCUACCCUCGUCCUCACCUCGAUCAAGGGCACUCCGCUGUACAUGGCGCCCGAGCUUGUCCAAGAGCUGCCGUACAACCACACCGUCGACCUCUGGUCGCUCGGCGUCAUCCUCUACGAGUUGUUUGUCGGCAAGCCGCCGUUCUACACCACAUCCAUCUACUCGCUCAUCUCACUCAUCGUCAACGAGCCUGUCCACUAUCCGGACGGCAUGUCGCCUGACUUUGAGGACUUUCUUCGUGGCCUCCUCAACAAGGCUCCUGCAGAUCGUCUCUCGUGGCCGGCCCUCGCCGAGCACCCGUUUGUCGUCAACGCGCCCGACUCGAUCCCCUGCCCGCAGUUUGCCGUCUACUACCAGACCCAGGCCCGAGUUCCGCCGCCCAUCACUGCCGCUCAGGCCGCCGAGAUGGAUCCGGCAGCUGCAGACGGCCAGCCGUCGACCGCAAAGCCUAUAGCCCCGCUGCGCGCUCGCUCGCAGACAGCCGCCGCCCGCCCUACCGUUGCGGGUCUUGUUGCCGAAGUUCUGCCACUUUUCGCGAAUGCAAGCCCAGCGAGUGCUCCCAGCCUUGCCGACGCCCUCACUGCCCUUGUCCGCGCCCUCUCGGCCGAUCCGCCGGCGCUGACGCCGGGCCUCGCCGCCGAGCUCGCGCCCGCUCUGGCAGACUUUCGCCCCGCCGCCACUGCCUCUGGCUUUGGCCGCAUCGCCGCUGGCCUCGCCGCCCUCGUCAAGAUCUGGUCGCGCCUUCCACCCGAGCUCCUGCCUGCGCUCCUCGGUGCGCUGACCCGCACGCUUGCCGAGCUUUGCUGGACCGACCUCUCCUCUCUCGGCAUCGCUGACGAGCUUGUGCGGAUGCACGGCCUCCCGCAGGCACUCACUUCCCUCGUCCUGGACGUCGGCGCCAUGGCCGACCACUCGGCCGCUGCCGCCGGCCUCUCCGCUCUCACCGCUCUCGCCCAGCUCACCGCCGGCCUUCCGCCGUUUCUCCCACUCUCGUCACUGGCCGAUGGCCCCAGCCCGCGCCACACCAUCCACUCUCUCGUUGCCAGCGCCGUGGUCGAUGGCGGUGAGGCCGCGCUGACCGCGCUCUGCUCCGCCGGCCGCAACGGUGGCGAGUCCAGUCUCGCUCGCUUGCUCCUUGUCCUUGUCUCGGCCGCGCCCGCACUCUCCGAUGCCAUUUGCCUUCACCCGUCCAUCCCGGACCUUCUUCUUGGUCCGCUGGGCGCCAUGGAGCCCGCGGCGCUGCGACUUGUGGCGCUCAUUCUCUACCAUCCGCCCGGCAACAUGUUUCCGGCGUGGACUGGCCACAUCCCGCUCGCGCCGCUGCUGGCGCUGGUGGCCGACGGCCAUCCCGCCGCCGCCCGCGGAUCAGACGCCGCUGCCGCUCUCAUGGCUGCUCUGCUGCGGCAUCCGGCCAUGACCGCUGCGCUAUGCGAGCCGGCUCGCCUCUCGCGCAUGCUGGGUGUAGCACAGGCCGCGCUCACUGCAGCGGCAAAGACCGAUCCUGCCGACGUUGCCGGUGGCGGCGCGAGUCUCGUCGGCUGCGCCGAGGCCGCCGUCUUCUCGCCGUUUGACGGUUGGGUCACCCUUGUCUACCGCCUGCUCUCUGUCGGCGGCGCCACCAUGGCCCGUGCUUUCGUCGACGCCAACAUGCUCGCCACGCUCGCCGCGUUGGCUGCCGCCCCUCGGGUCCUGGCCCGCCGGCACUCCCUCCACGCGAAAACGCCCCCGCGCGACAUCCUUGCCACGCUCGUCCCGUCGUUGCUCGCAGUUCUCGAUCCGGCUCUGCUCAGCGACAUCGCGACGUGGCCAUUGUCGUGCGGUGGCGGCCGUGAGCGUGUCUCGCUCCUCGCCUUUCAAGUUUUUUCCAUCAUCCACCUGCCGCUGCAGCAGAGUGUGCCCGACACGCUGCCCGCACUCCUCGAGCUGCUUGUGGCACAGGGCGUCAUCCCUGCUGCCGUCGCCGCACUCCCGCUUGUCGAGCCGUCGCACGUUGACACCGCGCUCGGCCUCGUCUCGCGCAUCGUGCUCGCGCUCCCAGGUGGCGCCGCCGAGUUUGUUGACGCGGGCGGACUCUCACCCACCGUUCUCGGCCCACUCCUGCCGGCUUCCAGCCAGAGCCCGCUCUCGCCGCCGGGCCUUAUCGACGUCCUACUGAUCCUCUCGCAGCUGGCGCGGCUCUCGGCCUCGUACUACCCGCCGAUCCUCGAGUCGGGCGUGGUCGGCGAGCCGCUGGCGCACGUCCUCGACCACAACGACGGCGAGGUCCGUGCCAAGGCGUGCAACCUGCUCGGCAACCUCUGCCGGCACUCGGGCUUCUUCUACGCGGCUCUCGCUGACUCGCGGCUGCUGGCGAGCCUCAUCGCGGCCUGCUCCGACACCCACGAUGGCGCCCGCAAGUUUGCCUGCUUUGCCCUCGGCAACGCCUGCUUCCACGAUGCCUCCAUCUACUCGCAGCUCGGGCCGGCCAUUGCUCCGCUCGCCUCGCUCCUUCUCGACGAGGCCGAGGCCGAGAAGACCCGGACCAACGCCGCCGGCGCCCUUGGCAACCUCGCCCGCAACUCGGACCUCCUCCUCCCGCAGCUCUUCACCGACGGCGCCGUCGACGCGCUUGUCGCCGUCCUCAACGCCGCCUCGCUCGUCCGAUGCGCCGCGGUCGCCCGCAUCGCUCUUUUCUCGCUUGGCAACUACUGCUCAUAUCCGCCGUAUCGUGCACAGCUCGCCUCGGUCCCGCAUCUCGUCCCGCGUGUCCAGGCCGCCUCCGCUGCCGCUGAUCCCACCCUCGUCAAGUACGCCGCCCGCGUCCUGCACAAGCUUGGCCAAUGA